This is a messenger RNA of Aegilops tauschii subsp. strangulata, 1119 nucleotides long. RefSeq names its product protein FAR1-RELATED SEQUENCE 5-like. The record is from RefSeq and is a predicted model, not a curated record. Lineage: Eukaryota; Viridiplantae; Streptophyta; Magnoliopsida; Poales; Poaceae.
AUGAAGCUAAACGCAGAUGGAGCAUGGUGGAUGGUCACCGAAUAUGUCGAAGAACACAACCAUGACCUGAUAAAGAAUUUUGACCUAGCAAAAUUUCUGAGCGCCCACAAAGUAUUCAGUCCCCACGAGAAGAAAUUCAUAAAGUUGCUACAUGAUUGUAACAUCGGUCCAUCAAGAAUGGUCCAGAUACUGCCCCUGAUCCACAGCAAAGAUGGAAGUCUGAGUAGCAUGCCCUACAUACCAGCAGACAUCACAAACCUAAAGGCAAAGUACCAUAGAGAGAGCAGGUUGGCCGACAUAGAAGACAUGGUCGCCUACUUCAAAGAGAAAUCAAAAGCAGAUCCUGAUUUCUUCUACAGGAUAAGAUUGGACGACGAGGACCGUGUCAGAAACAUGUAUUGGGUGGAUGGUGCUGCAAGAAGAGCCUACAAACCUUUCCAUGAUUGCAUUUCAUUCGACGCGACAUAUCUCACGAAUAUGUACAAGAUGCCAUGUGCUCCAUUCAUAGGAAUAAAUAACCACAAUCAGUCCUUGCAGUUCGGUUGCGGUCUCGUUCGGAAUGAAGAUACUGAUGGUUACACUUGGUUGUUCAAAACCUUCUUGGAGUGGAUGGAUGGACUUGCUCCGAUGAACAUAAUAACAUACCAGGAUUUUAGCAUGCGUGCAGGCAUAGAGGAGGUCUUUCCGUUAGCAGUGCACAGACACUACAGGUGGCAUAUUACCAAUAAGGCUGGAGAGACGCUAGGACCAUUCUUUGCUGACCGUCCAGAGCUACACAAGGCAUUCGAGUUGUGUGUGGACCACAACUUGACAGUGGAGGAGUUUGAACAGAGCUGGACGGCUAUGAUUGAAACAUACCAAGUCCAAGACAACGAGACACUUAAUAGCCUGUGGGAGAAGCGAAUCGAGGGGUUCAAUGCUGUUUUGAAGCAUUAUGUGAGCCCUGGCAACUCAUUGUUGCAGUUUGCCAAGCAAUAUUCAGCUUUGCAACAGAAAAUACUGGGAUUUGAGCUACAGCAAGAAGCAAACACCGCACUCAAGCAACCUAAAUUGCUAACAAAUUUACCGAUGGAGAGGCAGAUGAGCAAGAUAUACACCAACAAGAUAUUUAACAAGUAA